UAGAUACCAAGCGACGUUGUGCAAAGACUGUCUCUCGAAUGUGACACGCUAUCCUUUGCGGUUAGCUUUUACCACCUUCUCUAGGUCGUGCUACAAACCCUUGGUUUCCAAAACGAGAUUAUCGAUAUAUAUCUUGUGGUUGAUAAAUCCACCUUGGUGAUUGUAUUAGAUAUUCUCAGAUAACAUAACUAUGUAUCUUUAUCAAUAUCUGAUUAUCAAUUAAUACACUUUUAGAUAAGAAGGUAGUGAGAAAAUUUUAAUCCAUAAUGUUAAAUUGUCUUGAGUAAUAGGUGACUAAUGUUGUUAUUUAGUUACACAACUGUGUUUUAUGACCAGUGAUUGUUAAUUUUGUUAUUAAUUCGCAUUAUAAAAUAUUGCUACUGUUAGUUGUUAAUAAUUCUCACUUUGGUCAAUAUGUAGCAAUUUUAAAUAGAGAAAAAAAUGUUUAGAUAAAAUUUCAGGUAGCUGUACAAUCAAUUUGUUUGAAAUUUGCGAUAUUUAGAUAAUGAAUGUAAUAUGAGUUGGUUCAAACGAACUAAAGGUUUUGAAAAAAUAGAUGAUUUUGAUUUAUCAGCAUGCUUUGACAGCUUCAAUAAGCAUUGGCAACAAACAUUUGAAAUUAUUGAUAGAAUUCAAACAACAAAAGGAGUGAUUAAAUAUGAUGAUAUUUCAGCAGUUAUAAAUCAUUUAAACCAGUUAGUUAAAUUAUUACUUCUGGAUGUACAAUCAGCUAAUUCAACCAAUCAGUCACCAUGUUUAGAAUAUUUUUUAAAUAAUCAGUUAUUAGGAAAAUUAUAUUCAUGGAGUUUAAAAACAGAUAGAUACAAAAGUUAUUUAAAAGCUGAGCUACUUAAAAUUUACAGUAUUUUAUUAACAGAAUUCAGAGGUUAUAAUAUUCUUCUUGAUGACUCUAUAUUAAAUCCAUUACUUCUAAUAUUAAAUUCAUGUGAUGGUGAUUCUUUAUCAGUGACAAAUGAAAAACAUUUAGUGACUGUUUUAAGACAAUUUUGUAUUCUUCUUUCUCAUCACUCCAAUAUAAUAAAUAGUAUAUUGAAAAAUAAUUUUAACAAAAGCUCUAAAUGUAUUGUUCUUUCAUUACUAAUGUCAUUUAUUCAUCGUGAUGGUUCAAUUGGGGAAGAAGCUCGUGAUGCUUUAUUAAUUUUUGUUUCUCUAUCACGUAGCAAUGAAAUGUUAGCUAAUACUUUAACAUUAAAAUCAAAUGUCAGUCCUGUGUUGGCUACUGGUUUAAGUGCUUUAUAUUCUGUGUUACCACGGAAAUUAGAUUUUGAAAAUGAUACAUAUAGAUUAACUCCAGAAAACAUUGAAGAUGUCCCAGAACUUAGUAAUUUUUUGGCUUCUGUAGAAUUAUGUAAUGCUGUUGCCAAAAUAUGUCAUAAAACAGUACACGAUCAACUUUUGGAUUAUUUAUAUCAUGGAUUUCUUUUACCAGUUGUUGCUCCAGCAUUAAUGCAGGUGGCUGAACAAGAAGUAGCUACGGCAACAGUAUAUCUAGAUUUACUAUUUCGAAGUAUUACACAUCCUGGAUUAUUACAAACAUUUGUUAAAUUUAUACUUUGUGAAAGAUUUGAAAAAGUUAAAAUAAUUGAAUUAUUCAUUAAUCGAAUUAAUAGUAAAUCUCCUAAGGUAUGUACAGCUACUCUUGCCUUGAUGGAAACAAUUGUAGAUUUAAAUUGUGAAGAUAUCAUGUUGGAUUUAAUACUAAAAUAUUUAGUACCAUGCACUCAUAUAAUGCUUAGCCAACGUUCUCGAAUUAAGCAAACAGAUAUUUAUUGUAAAUCAGCUGAUAUAUUUUUAUCAUUAAUACCGGAUUUAUUUGAGUAUAAAGAUAUAAAUUCCGAAGUUUUACACCUAGAAUAUUGUCAGUAUUUAUACUUUGCUCGUGUUAAGAUAGCUGAAAGUGCUCGAGAAACAUAUAAUUGGACAUAUUUGUAUGAUGGAGAAAAUCCUUCAAAUUCAAUCAUUGAAAGUAAAACAAGUGACACAGAAAUUGAUCAGAAUAGCAUUUUGUCAGCAGAUGAUAGUUCUAGUGGUUAUGAAAGUUUUAAAACUGGAAAAGAUGUUGAGAAAACAAAUGAUGAAAUGUUAUCAAAUUCUUCAUCUCUGUGUGAAAGUGACUCUCCAACUUAUUUUAUUCGUCAGUCUUAUUACAAAACUAAAGAAUCUCAUUUACAAUAUCCUUAUUUAGGUCCUUUUGUUGAAGCAUUAUUUUCAAAACUAGAAAAUUUUCCGGAACAAGAUUUUCGAAUUAAUUUAUAUUUAACCUCAGUAAUGACACGAUUAGCAAUUUACAAUAACCCACUAAUUCAAUCAUUAUUACUUAAUCACUCAAUGAUUUUUCAACCUUCUAUAAGAUCUUUACUUCAGAUAUUAAGGUCUUUAAAGUACACAUUAGAGAGUAAACUACAAGGUAAUGUUGAAAAAAUGAAAUUAGCUGAAUUGUUCUUUGUAGAGCGAGACAAAAAGUUCAAUUAUAAUACCCAAGAUAGUAGAUGUAAUAUUGAAAAAAAUGUUAAAUAUUUGUCAAGAGGAGAAUCAAAAAGACGUAGUAUUUCUGAUGCAUUUGGAGCUAUGUUCCGAAAAAAUUUAAGCCAGAAAGAAGCUGUCUUGGAAUCUACUAAAAAUGGAGGCUAUAGAUAUUAUAAAGAAAACGCACCUGAAUCUCUAGACUUGCCAAUUAAUGCAAUCAUUUUCACUGAAUGGUUAAAAGAGCUAUCAGCUAUUUGUCAAGAACAUGCAAUUAAUUGAUAAGAUUUCCUAAUUUUAAUAAAAAAUUUUUUACUAAACGUACAAAGUUUGUUGUUUAAACAAACUGAACUAUUAGUUCAAAAGUUCUGCUCAAAAUUGUUUUUAAUAUUAGAUCUGUUACCUUAGUAUUUUAUUGGUUGAUAUAUUUAUUAAACUAAUUUCUUAAAUUCUUAUAACUGUUAAAUAUGACUUUUGAUAAAUGAAAUUAUUUAAGUGUCAAUCCUAUAACCGUCCAUUAAUGGGUUUAUCUAUUACCAUUAAAAAAAAUUACUAUACAUUAAUGAAACUUUAUUUUAUU
Messenger RNA from Daktulosphaira vitifoliae (grape phylloxera), 3064 nucleotides. RefSeq names its product FHF complex subunit HOOK interacting protein 1A. Lineage: Eukaryota; Metazoa; Arthropoda; Insecta; Hemiptera; Phylloxeridae. The transcript has 13 exons. The record is from RefSeq and is a predicted model, not a curated record. The coding region runs from base 517 to 2766 and encodes 749 amino acids.